This is a messenger RNA of Vitis vinifera (wine grape), 2325 nucleotides long. Its product is annotated as protein GAMETOPHYTE DEFECTIVE 1. Gene Ontology annotation, molecular function: RNA binding. Gene Ontology annotation, cellular component: nucleolar ribonuclease P complex. The record is from RefSeq and is a predicted model, not a curated record. Gene Ontology annotation, biological process: tRNA processing. Lineage: Eukaryota; Viridiplantae; Streptophyta; Magnoliopsida; Vitales; Vitaceae. The transcript has 6 exons. Bases 135 to 2138 code for a protein of 667 amino acids.
UUGCACAUGGUUGCCUGCCUAAUUUGGGCCUGAUUUUGAAACCCAAAGCCCAUGCAUCUGCAAACUGCAGGCUGCAGCCCUAACCAGUAAAGUAUAUCAACGUAGAAACGGAGAAAACUGAAACUCAGAGGAGGAUGGGAUUCUUCGACCUUAACAUCCCCUACGAUGGGACAACGGCGGCCGGCGACAAGAGCAGUCGGAUAAAGGUGGUGGUGAAGGCCAUGGAGCUAGGGUACAGCGGAGUUGCCUACAACCGCAAGAUCAAGGGCGUGAUGUCGGACUCAGACUCCUGCUCAAUACCCCCACUCUCUCUCUCUUCUCUCCUCAAACUGGCCCCAUCUCUCUCCUCCUCCGUUCGCUUCCACCGCAGCCUUCUCGGCGUUCCUCUCUCCUCUCCCUUCCGUCAGUACACGCGCCUCACUGUCGCCGUUGACUCCUCCCCUCAGGCCUCCGCUCUCAACUCUGGCAACCCCGUUCUCAAGUCCUACGAUUUGGUCGCUGUUCGGCCUUUGAACCAGAACGCCUUCGAUCAGGCCUGUCAGGUUUCUGAGGUAGAUUUAAUCGCGAUUGAUUUCUCGGAGAAGCUGCCGUUCCGAUUGAAGCUUCCCAUGGUUAAAGCUGCAAUUAAGCGCGGGGUGUAUUUUGAAAUCACAUACUCUAAUCUUAUAUCCGAUGUUCAAUCCAGGAAACAAGUGAUAUCGAAUGCCAAGUUGUUGGUGGAUUGGACUCGAGGAAACAAUCUCAUCUUCUCAAGUGCUGCCCCUUCUGUAAAUGAGCUUAGAGGGCCAUAUGAUGUUGCAAAUUUAUCUUCUUUGCUUGGUCUCUCCAUGGAACGUGCUAAAGCAGCUAUUUCUAAAAAUUGUAGAUCUCUUAUAGCUAAUGCUUUAAGGAAAAAGCAAUUUUACAAGGAGGCCAUCAGAGUUGAAUUAAUACCAUCCAGUGAAUUUGACUCCAAUGAACCUUGGUCUGGCAAUGGGCUUAAAUGGGACCCCAUCUCUAGUGGUGAAGGUGAUCUGCUCUUAGAUGAUAUGGCAAAAUCUUUCUCUGCUGCUGGUAAAGUAUCCAAGACUGUGAAAGCCAUUGAUUUUGCUUCAAUUGUGGACAACAUGCCACCGCAUGGGUUGCAACUAAAGGAUUUGUUAUCAGGAACAAAGUCUGUGUUGCAGCCAGUGGAUAAUAUUAAAAACUCUAUGUCUGUUGAUGGGAAAAUUGGGGCACCAGUUCCAACUAAUGGAGGAUCAGAACAACCAGACAUGCUUAAACUUUUUCCUGAAACAGAACAGACAUCAUCAUAUAAUACCCCAUCAAAAUGUCAAAUAUCUGGUCAUGAAGAUUCUAAAAAAUCAUUUUCGCCUAAUGAUACUUCAAAAGCUGAUAUUGAUUCUGAAGAAAUUAAAACACAUACUACCAUCACUGAGGAAGAACCUAAUAUUUCAAAUGGCCUUGUAGAUUUUUCCCCAGUUAGAACAGAAAUAGAUAAUUUGCAAUCAGAAGAGUGCACAGCUGGUUCUGAAGCAAAUGUUGUGUUACCAGAUGAUAAUUUAACAUUGUGCACUGUGUUAAUGGACAUUGAGUGUGAUGCUGUGUGUAAUGCUGAUGCUGAUGGUAAAUUUGAAGUCCCCACCCAAACCAGGGAUGUGAAUCUUUCUGUUUUACAGAAUGAAGAAUCUAGGAAUGCAAAAGGUUUUGAUGUGGUUUUGGGGGCACGAAGUGUCACAGUGGAUGAAGUUUUAGUUGACACUGAUAUGAAAAAUGAAGCAAGUUUAUCUUUGGCCUCAAACAAUGUGCUUUUGCAUGACAAUUCCUCAGAAAGAGAAUUUAGGGAACCUGUAGAUGAUUCAGUUUUACUUUCUGAUGGAACUCCCUCUGUGGAGUGCUAUGAUGAGCUGAAAGGCAGCAAUGAUUCUUCAGUUGCAAAUCAUGAGCUAAUGGACGAAAUGAUUGUGGAAGCGCAAAAACAAGCUGAUGAUUCUGAAACUGAGUAUCCUUCUAUCAAUGAAUCUAUAUCAGGUAAAGCCAAAGCAAAACAGAGGACACCGCGUAGGGCUGCACUUCUGUUUCCUUUCAAGCGCUUGGUGAGUCCAGUUCUUUUCAAGAAGAAAGCUCACCGAAAAAGAAACAAGACUACGAUAUUAUAGAUGUAUUAGGAUCCCUCUUCAAGCAUCGUUUUUGUUCGGCAUAUACAAAAUAGUUGAGAAUAUUCAUAUAAUUUCUUUUGAGUUUUUCUUUCCGUCACUGUUUUUGUUGUAUGACUUAGGUGGUGUUUGUUUUUUUACUUAAUUUUAAAUAAAACCUUAAUGCUUAAUAGUUUUAAAUAUUGGGUUA